Fundulus heteroclitus (mummichog) is the source of this 3659-nucleotide messenger RNA. Its product is annotated as TBC1 domain family member 10A. Bases 467 to 3145 code for a protein of 892 amino acids. The record is from RefSeq and is a predicted model, not a curated record. The transcript is spliced from 10 exons. Lineage: Eukaryota; Metazoa; Chordata; Actinopteri; Cyprinodontiformes; Fundulidae.
CCGCACGUAGCUGUCAAUAGCAGGACGCUCGGUCGCUGUUGGAUGGAUGCACACCCGCGGCUGUAGCAGGAUCGAUUUAUUAUUGUUAUUUUUGACUCAAAAUGUAAUGUUUUUACUAAAACUGACGCUUUUAUUUCGUCGGGGGGGUAUGCAGCAGCUCGGCACGUCUAUCUGAGACGUUUAGCUAGCCAGGCUAAGCGAAACGGGACACUAACAGCCUCAAUGCUAACAGCUACCUUAGGCUAAAAUAAGCUAAGUUAGCCGGACGGUUGCUCCCCCCCCUCUGACUGCUUCAGCCCGUGUAGCGGUUCCUAUCCCGGUCUGGCCUUUAUCGUGUUCUCUGUAAACGGAGGAGCCGUGCAGAACCGGAGCUGUGGCGGGGAGAGGGACCGACGGGAACCCCCUGGCUACCCAGGCGGACGGACCGAAGUGACACGCCGGGUGUUGUUGAGAUUAAACUGGAACCAUGGCCGAGUUGUCCACCUUGCCUCCUUCACCACCUCCACUGGGUGACCCCAGUGCAGCGCCACCUAUCGCUCCGUCAGUGAUGCCUGCUUCCAGCUGCACCGAGUCGACGAAGGAGAUGCCUCUACCCAAGUCUUCCCUUUACAACGAUAAAGCUUUGACUGGAAACACUUCGUCAGCACUUUCAGGCGGUUCGCCCUGCACCGCCCAGCCUCCUAACAGCUCAACAAAGCCGACAGCAGAUCCCGAUCCGCCUUCAUUGAACCCGGCAGCUGCUCCUGAGCCGGCGGGGAACAAACGAGAUGCCGUGACCGGUGACCAAGUUGUUGCAGGUCCCCUAAACGCCGAGACGGAUAACUCUGAGCUUGCAGCUCAGACAAAAGCUCCAGAGGAACCGUUGAACCCCGGUCCUAAUCUGUACCCAAACGUCCACGUCUCCUCUAACGCACACCCUGCCGUGGACGUCGCUCCGCCGCAGACGAGUGUUGAUGUCGACCCGACACCUGCCCCUCCAGCAGCAGAAGCAGCAGCUGAUGAGGAGAAACCUCAGCCACCACAACAAGCACAAAAACCGGCGAAUAAGCCGCCGCCGCCGCCGUCUCCUCUGUCCUCAAAGCCUGAAGUUUGUCCCCCCGGUGAAGCCUGGGAGGGAGAUCUGCCCGCUACACCAACCAGAGCGGCACCGUCUAGCCCAACCGUGCCUGUGAUCCACGAGCCAGUCGCCCCGCUGCCAAACCCAAAGCCGGCCCCUGACACCCUAAGCUAUCUGGACUCAGCCAGCCUGUUUUCGGGAACUCUGGAGUCGCUGUCCGGGUUGGGAGAGGACGGCAGCUCCCUGGGCUCAGACUCCGAGAUCAACGGCCUAACCACGAGGCGCACCGAUAAAUACGGAUUCCUGGGUGGGAAUCAGUACAGCGAUGCAGCUGAGAAGGACCUUCGAGUUGAAGUUGCAAGGCAGCGGGAGAUGAAAUGGCUGGAUAUGUUCUGCCACUGGGAUAAAUGGGUCAAACAUCGCUUCCAGAAGGUGAAGCUGCGCUGCAGGAAGGGAAUCCCAUCUUCCCUCAGGUCCAAAGCCUGGCAGCUGCUGUCUGACAGCCAAAAGCUGCUGGAAGAAAACCCCGGAAAGUUUGAGGAGCUGGAGAGAGAACCAGGCGAGGCUAAAUGGCUCGACAUCAUAGAGAAAGAUCUUCACCGGCAGUUCCCCUUUCACGAGAUGUUUGCUGCACGCGGAGGACAUGGACAACAGGAUUUAUACCGUAUCCUGAAGGCCUACACUGUCUACCGGCCGGACGAGGGUUACUGCCAGGCCCAGGCUCCGGUGGCUGCAGUGCUGCUCAUGCACAUGCCUGCAGAGCAAGCUUUUUGGUGCCUCGUCCAGAUCUGCGAGAAGUAUCUUCCUGGCUACUACAGCGCCGGGCUGGAAGCGAUUCAGCUGGACGGAGAGAUCUUUUUCUCCCUCCUGCGGCGCACGUGUCCGAUGGCGUACCGCCAUCUUAAGAAGUUCAAGAUCGAUCCCAUCCUCUACAUGACCGAGUGGUUCAUGUGCAUAUUCUCGCGCACGUUACCCUGGGCGUCUGUUCUGCGUGUCUGGGACAUGUUUUUCUGUGAAGGAGUGAAGAUAAUAUUCCGUGUGGGCUUGGUGCUGCUGAAGCAGAUGCUGGGCUCGGUGGAAAAGCUGCGGGAGCUGCAGGGCAUGUACGAGACCAUGGAGCGCCUCAGAAACAUCUCGCCCGACACCAUCCGAGAGGACGUCCUGGUGCAGGAGGUCAUAACGCUCCCUGUGACCGAGGCGCUCAUCGAGAAGGAGUGCAGCGUCCAGGUGAGGAAGUGGAGGGAGUCCAGAGGGGAGCUCACCCACCAGCCGGGCCGCCGGCUCCACGGCACCAGAGCCAUCUACGAGUACAAGCGGCGGGCUUCCGCCAUCAGCUCAGGCGGCAGCUUCUCUUUCCUCGGGAGCUCGGCCCCGCCCCCUGGCCCCCUGCGGGCUUCAUCCAGCCUCCUCUCGCUCCCUGGCUUCCGCAAAUCCAGGGCCCCUUUUUUCUCCCAGCCUAAAAAAGGCUCCUUCUCCGGGCCGUCGGGGAUGGACGCGUUUCCUCCCCACUCUCCUCCUCCUCCUCCUGCUGCGUCGAACCAGAAACCUCCCAUUCCUCCAGGAGCAGGUCAGAAGGCCUCGGCGCCUCACGUCCAGAGCCCUUUAGUCGCCGGAUCGUCCGCCGGGCCGCCCCAAACGGCAGAGGGCACCGCGGCGCAGAGCCAGCCGGCUCAACAAGCCCCCGCACAAAGCACGCCUCCCCCCAACACGCUGUCCCCCUCCCCGAAGAUCGUCUCGGAGCAGAUCACUCCCACCAUCCCCUCUCCCACGGCCAACAACGCUCCUCUGCAGCCAGAGCCGCCGAAGGAGGCGGCGGCGCCGAAGGAAGCGCCACCGAAAGAGGCGGCGUCCGGCGAGGAAGAGGGAAGGAAGAAGAAGAAAAGCAAAGAGGACAAGAAGAAGGAGAAGGAGGAUGAGAAGAAAAAGCUGAAGGAAAAGAAGGAGAAGGAGAAGGUCGAAAGGGAGAGGGCCAAGAAGGAAAAGGAGAGGCUAGAAAAGGAGAAAAAGAAAGGGGGCAAGAAAAAGGACAAAGGGGGCGGAGAGGCGGAAGAGAAGAACGGAGCUGCGGCGGCGAAGGAUUCAACCUAGUUUUUUUUUUUUGUUUUUUUUUUCCUCUCCCUGUCAUUCCAGGAAAAUGUAAAAGGGAAGCCGGGGGGGAAAAAAAAAAAAGAGGUCAAAAAAACUCCUGAAACGGUGAUUAAGUUAAAAGAGGAGACGGCUUCCUGUUCGUUCUGAGACUUUAUAUAUUUCAACGACUGAUGGAGACGACUGGGUUUUGGUUUUAAUGGCACCCGGAGGGCUAGUUCACCUCUUAAUGCUUUGGUUCCCACCCCCCCCCCCCCCCCCACUCCCACUCCCACUCCAAGUUUUAUUGACAUUGGAAACUUUUUACAACUGGAGCGCCGUCUGGGAAUCAGAUUAGUUGCUUUUUGUUUUGUUUUUGUUUGUUUAUUUGCUGAGAAACUUACAGUCGUUACCGACUUUUACUUUGUUCAAUCAGGCUGAUGGCAGUUCUUAAAAGAAACACGAGGGGAUUCGCUAGAAACUGUGUCAUAGUGUGUUAAAUUAAUUUAAUUUAAAUUAAAAUCUAGCUGCAGCUGUU